This is a messenger RNA of Schizophyllum commune H4-8, 858 nucleotides long. RefSeq lists its product as uncharacterized. Lineage: Eukaryota; Fungi; Basidiomycota; Agaricomycetes; Agaricales; Schizophyllaceae. The transcript is spliced from 4 exons. The record is from RefSeq and is a predicted model, not a curated record. Bases 1 to 858 code for a protein of 285 amino acids.
AUGGGUGUCGCCCACAAGUAUCCAUCUCAAGGUUCUGUAUCGGUCAAUCUCAAGUGCUGCAAGAGGCUGCAAACGAAGGAUGCGAAAGAGCUAUCAUCUCCCCUCGUUGUCACCUCCCGCCAUGCUCACCUCUCCUUCCAUUCAAGCUCAGUGCUUCUCCCUUCCCCUCUGAAGUCCGUCUACUCCUCGACGCAUGCGAAGAUCGAUACGCAAGCAUGCUCUGUCCAACUCAGAACGGAGCGCGCCCACAUCACACACACAAUUGUCUGCUUCAAGCUUCACAACAACCAGCCUCGCCAACUCAAUGCCAACACGCACCGAGGACCUUGCGACCUUAUUGUCUCUCCUGCAGCUUCGACGUCAAUGUUGUAUUAUGCGCCCACUCCUGCGGCUCGCACUGCCCAAGGUGGGCGCCCUCCGAGCAUGCCACCGCUUCUCAAGACCACACCGCCUCUAGAGAUCCCACUGCCUUACAAGACCUCACUGCCUCCGCAGAGCUGUGGGUCCAGCGUCCGGGUGAACCUACCAAACGCAAAAUUACCGUAUGCGGAAUAUGAACCGGACCAGGGCAGAAAUCGAGAAGCCGUCAAGCUACGCGUACCUCCGUCCAUCUCAGACGAACUUUUGCCCCCACGCAUCGCCCUACCUGUCGCCAUUCGCAAACAAGCUCUUGUCGGGAACAGCAAGAAGAGGAUCAUUGAGCUGCCCUUCUCCGAUGACCGACAUUCCCAAUUGCUGAAGACGCUCGCACGACGAUCUUCGCAGCCGACGCCUGACUAUCUCGACAAGGACGAGUACAUGUACCGGCCGAUCAAGAUGCUCGCCCUGCAGGUGCUUGACGUGGACGCCCUUGGCUGA